GUACUGCCGUUGGUGUUUCAAACGGAGUCUGUGAUUUUUGCCUCUAUGAAGGCGAGGGAAAUUUUAGCAGCUAUGGCUACCCCGCCCCCUAUCGGAGUAACUUGGAAUGCACUUAUAGGAUUAAACGAGUUGAUGACUCCUGUGAGCUCGAGGUGAUAUUUCACGACUUUGAUCUUACGAGCUAUGACACUGGUACAUGUACUGAAGACUACCUUCUGGUGGAUGAUCGCCGUUUCUGUGGAAACAGCUGGAGAGGAAAGUCCACGACGAUUAAUUUUCCAAGACAACUCAAAGAGUUGACGUUUUACUUCCAUUCCAACAAUGUCAUAUCCGGAGGAGGCUUCUGGAUAGAGGUGAAAAGGAAACCUGGAACAUGUACAGGCGUAUCUGCUAGAUUGCUGUCAUCAUGCGACCUUACUUUUUUCGAAGAAAAUUUCUUUCUCAGAAGCCCAAACUACCCUGAUAAUUAUCCUACCUUCACGGUAUGUCAUUAUGAAGUCAGGCGAGUGGACAACGACAUCUGUGGACUAGAGAUGAAAUUUUUAAAAUUUGAUAUUGAACCAAGUGACAGUUGCGUUUACGACUACUUGAAAGUGGACGAAAAAAAACUAUGUGGCGUGAUUACUUCAGAGGCAGUUAUGCUUCCUCCUCCCCCAAGCUGUAACAUAUGCACCGAGUCCCAUAAGGGAGAAAUUCACAGUUAUGGAUAUCCGAACGAAUACCGAAACAACCUGGUGUGUAAGUACAGUAUAGAAGAACACAACGAAAGCUACUGUUCGGUAACCUUUAAUGUUGUUGAUUUUGAUGUGGAUUACACCCCAGGCUGUAUUGGAGAUUAUCUUGAGUUAGAAGAUCAGCGGUUUUGUGGGAAUGAGCUACAAGGCCACUCACGCACAGUGUCGUUCCGAGGCAGGCAAAGUAUUACACUUGUGUUUCAAACUGACUCCGUUUCUGUUAAAAGAGGAUUUAAGAUAAACUUUCAACAGCAUCGAUGCUCGGGGAUCAGAGCCCCUUCCGUCACCGGAUCAAACAUUCAGAACCACAAGGAUCCCUCUACGGUCCUUGAUUCGUCGAAUGCAUUUGAAAGACUUAAUGCAGAUCCUGAUAGAGAGUUCGAAGUCUUUGGCUCCGCACCGCCACCUAUAGGACCAAAACCAACUUCACUGCGUGAGACUGCAGAAAGUUUAAGCGAAAGUAAUUUUGACUUUGAAACAGAGGAAAAGAUUUUACACUUUCAUUCCGAUGGAGCUAAUCCCAGGCCAGGAUUUUUCAUUCAAGUUCACCAAAAAGAGUGUGAUUCUCGAACUGGAAGACCGAUACUUCCCACGAGACGAAGCUGUGAUCGAGAUUUCAGUGCACGUGUGUUCGAGUUGACUUCAGUGAACUACCCCGAAGACUACGAAAACCUGCUGAACUGUCACUACAGCGUCAAGAAGUACAGCAACGACGUUUGUUCUUUGGAACUUAUGUUUUUAGAUUUCUCUCUUCAGGACGGACCAAACUGCCUUCACGAUUCACUUCAAAUUAAUAAUGAGUUAAUCUGUGGGGAUAUUAGUCGGGGAACUGUUCGAUCUUUUGAGUUUCGAGGUCAACGCACCAUUAUUCAUUUUUAUAGUGACGCUUUUGUCACCAAUCGUGGCUUCCGUAUCCGGGUCACCCAAAAAGAAUGCAUUCCCUCUGUAACAUCUCCUCCAUUUGUGAGUCCGACAUAUUGCAACAAAAAGUUUACAGCCCAGGAAUUCGAAAUAACUAGCGUGAACUACCCAAACAACUACAACGACAACUUAAAUUGUCGCUACACCAUAGUGCAGCAUAGCGACCUUAUCUGUAGGCUGGAACUGACAUUCGAAGACUUUAACAUUCAGGAAAGCCCUGGCUGCUCUGAUGACUAUCUAGAAGUGGACGGAGACCGACUGUGUGGUCAGUUAAGAGCAAACACCAGACAGACAAUAGAGUUCUUCGAAGCAGCGAAGGUAUUGUCAUUUCAUUCCGAUGAUCAUCGCAAUGAGAAGGGCUACAAAAUCCAUGUGGUACAACGAGAGUGUGAAACUUUUACAACCAGAACACCGUUUCUACCUGAGAACGGUUUUUGUAGCGAUGUUUACGCGCGAAAAGAAUUCUAUCUGAGCAGUGUAAACUAUCCCCGAAACUAUGACAACAAUCUAGACUGCAGCUACGUUGUUCGUCGCCACGACAACAAAGUGUGCUCUCUCCGACUACAGUUUCUGGACUUCGAUGUUGAGUCCAGCACCGAUUGCGAGUACGACUACCUGAAUGUAGAUGGACAGAAACUUUGUGGAACCUUACCAGCUGGAACUUUUAGGACUUACGAUUUCCAGUCGUUUGAGAAAGUGAUUCAGUUUCGGACUGAUUCGGCCAGCUCCCGUCCAGGAUUUCGAAUCAGAGUAACGCAGGAAGAAUGUUCUGGAACCUCCGCCCCGACCCUUACAACACCGUUGUCUAAAGAUUGCAACAGAAUUUUCCGAGAGUUGGAAUUUGAUAUCAGGAGUGAAGAAUAUCCUCAAGAAUAUCCCAACAACCGUGACUGCCAAUACACCAUAUACCGUCAGAAUAACGUAUGUCAGCUUGAACUGACAUUUAUCAGUUUUGAUGUUGAGGGGAACGGAGACUGUCGAUACGACUAUCUACAUGUAGAUGGUGAAACAUUGUGCGGAGUGCUCCCUGUUGGAGAAUCGAGAAUCUUGGAUUUCGAAACUUCGAAGAAAGUUAUUGAGUUUCACUCGGACUCAGCCACCACUCGGCAAGGAUUCCAUAUUCGUGCUAGACAAGUUCCUUGUUCCACUGACCGUUUUCCACCAGGAAAUUCAGGAGAAUCAUGUGACAAGACCUAUGACGCUCUUGAAGGAGUCGUGCAGAGUCAUGGGUACCCUAGAAACUACCCCAGAAAUCUUGUGUGUACAUACUACUUCAGACCACGACCAGGGUAUUGUCAUGUGGUGCUCAAGUUCUCAGACUUUCAACUACAAUCCUCCAGAGGUCUCUGCGAAGAAGACUAUCUUGAAAUAAACGAACAGCGUUACUGCGGGAGGCAGCUAAUUGGACAGACAAAAACAUUAAAAAUUUCCGGAGGACGCGAUCAAGCUAUUGUCAGGUUUUUCACAGAUGACAAGUUCGAAGAUCGAGGAUUCAAAGCCACCUACCGCCAAGUUUCUUGCUCUGGAGACAGACCAUUUUCCCCUCCGCCCCCGCCUUUUAUACCAUCAGGUGUUUCCUGUGAUCGCUUGUAUGCCUCGGUGGAAUUUGAAAUCAUGAGCCCAAAUUUUCCCGAUAAUUACCGAAACAACCUCGACUGUCGCUACACCAUCCUUCGAAUAAGUAAUCGCAUAUGUAAUCUUCGGAUGACGUUUGAAUCUUUCGAUGUUGAGUCGGCCAAUAGUUGCGAGUAUGACUACCUGGAAAUUGAUGGUCAACCUGUGUGUGGUAUCUUACCAAGAAGUUCUGUCAGGGAAUACGAGUUCCGGAAUUUCGAGUUUAUAAUGAGAUUCCACUCUGAUUCGGCCGAAUCCAGACCAGGAUUUAAGAUACACGUCCAACAGACAGAUUGUCGUGAACAUUUUCCACCACCUCCUCCAUACCCUAAACUAUCGGGUCCUGACAGGCCUUUACCCCCGCGUCCACCACCUCCUCCUCCAAGAAGACCUCCCAUCUCACCAACUAACUGCGAUGACAUCAUUAAUCGUCCAGUAUUUGAACUGCAAAGCGUUAAUUUUCCCGAUCCCUAUUCGAAUAAUUUGAAUUGUCGCUACACUAUCAAACGUUUCGGUGAGAGUGUCUGCCAGCUAGAACUCGAACUGGUUCGCUUUGAUUUGGAACCCAGCGCAGACUGUCAAUUUGAUUAUCUGGCUGUCGGCGAUGAACGGUUAUGUGGAAGUUUACCAAGAAACAGCAUUAGGACGUUUGACUUCCCAAAAUUCGAGAAGAAAAUUUACUUUCGAUCCGAUGAGAGAGCGCCAGGAAGAGGUUUUCUCAUCAGAGGGCGCCAAAUAGACUGUCCAAGGAUGCCCCCCAGACCUCGACCAAGGCCACGUCCACCUGUUCUUCCCUCUGAUCCUCGUGAAUUAUGUGACGAUGAGUUUUCCUCUGAGAAAUUUGUCCUCAGGAGUCCUGGAUACCCUCAAAGUUAUCCAAACAACAUCAACUGUCAUUAUCUGAUCCGAAAAAACAAUCCAGGCGUGUGCGCUCUUGACCUUACUGUUCAAAGUUUUCACUUGGAAGAAAACCAAAAUUGUGACUACGAUUAUCUCGACAUUAAAGGACAUAAAUUUUGUGGUCAAGUGCCAAGUGGUUCCAUAAGAAGAAUUUAUUUUGAGGGACCAGAUUCUCUGCGUAUUUACUUUUAUUCAGACAAAGCAACAAAUCGUCCUGGUUUCUCUAUAGGCGUUCAGCAGAUAACGCAUUGUCUAAAGACAACAUAUAAUAUUGGGACCAGUAUCACCACCACCAGCACUCUGCGAUUAUUGCCAGCGACAAGAAAACGGACAUUACACGAGUCCUAAUUUUCCCGAAAAUUACAGAAAUGGAGUACGUUGUUCUUACCGGAUUGAACCAGUGCCAGGUUUUUGUGGGGUCGAGAUUUACUUCCACGAGUUUGAUGUGGAAUUCUCCUCUGGUUGUAGGAAGGACUUUUUUAUGAUCGAGGGCAAGCGUUACUGUGGCACAGAGAUAAGAAGACAAAUCCUUUAUCUAGGUUUCAGAGACGGCCCUCUGCCGGAAAUACAGUUAAAAUUCGAGAGUGACGACUUUUCUAGUGGCCAAGGCUUUCAUCUAGAAUAUCGACAAAUACCUUGUCGUAAUAUGCAUCCUUUUAGAGCGCUAAGUCUCUCUGAUGGUGGCUCAAAUACUUCUUUUAACUUCACGAAAUACGAAAAUAACUCCAACUUUGAGAAACAUAACGUACGUGAUGGAAUCUCGUCCAAGAACACGACAAGUUUUCCAGCCCGAGAAAAGUUUACAAACGUAUAGUUAGCUAUUGUUCCAAUGUCAGAUUGAGAAUAUGAAUAUUAAGUAUACUUCUAGUGGACAGAGAUGAUACUGCAAUGUAUUUAAGGAUUUUCUUUCAAUCGUGUUUGAGAUCGUCAUCUUACUAUUACUAUUAAAGUUUGUUUGUUUGCAUUUUUAAUUAUUUUAGCAAUAGAUGGCACCCCACGUCAGUUCACAUUUUCUAAGCAUUUAUGAGUGUGAAUUGCUAAAAUUAUAUGUUCUUCAAGAAACAGUAUCAAUGCUACUGUCUCCCUUUUACACUCUUUUUUAACACGUCCCUCAGGAGCCAAUGGGUGUCUUUACACUACAAUUUGUUGAAUAUUAAAAGCACGUUCAAUCCGGAAACUCCCAAAGAGGGUGGUUUUGGGUAUAUCUUUUAGAGACAACCUCGAAACAAGUUUUCGUUUGUUAAUUGAUAUAUUUUUAAGUGAAAUACAGCAUCUUCAAGUCUCCAUACUAGCUAGUACUAAGGUCUACCCGCCUUGGAGUAAAUUCAGUGUAUAUCAAUAAAACCACAUUUUCAGCAUCAUUAAUAAAGUAAUUGUCAACCUUUUGUGCUUCUGCUAUCACCUUUUUAUGUUUAGCUUUCAAUUGAGAUAAGAACGAUUUCUCCUGCGAUUUGGUAGACAAGGUCGAAGUAUCACGAUAGUCAGCAGUAGGAUGAGUAGACAGGAACACUUUGAAAGCAGCAACAGGCAUACUAUUGUACUCGGCUUGCUGCACAAUAUCUACCAAGGUGGUUUUCUAAACGAUUCCUGAAUUAUUCUGCGUGUCAUUUGGAGACUUCCAUGCUUCUUGUGCUUGGCCGUUAAGCUCGUGAUGUGCUGACGGAUUUCAGU
Limulus polyphemus (Atlantic horseshoe crab) is the source of this 5840-nucleotide messenger RNA. Its product is annotated as cubilin-like. The transcript has 19 exons. The record is from RefSeq and is a predicted model, not a curated record. NCBI's taxonomy places the organism in Eukaryota, Metazoa, Arthropoda, Merostomata, Xiphosura, Limulidae. Gene Ontology annotation, molecular function: serine-type endopeptidase activity. The annotation marks the transcript as partial.